UGUUCAGCCAAUGAGAGCUCGUGCUGUUUCCAGUGAAGGAAGGAGGAGGCGGAGGAAGGAAUGCUGCAGGAUGCUUAUUAUUAUGGCUGUCAAACCCAGUGGCGAUUAUGUUAGUUAAAAUUUUAUUUAUCACGUAAGUUUUACGAGGAUGAUGUGCACCAUGUCCGCUGCAGCUGUCGCGGUAUGGCUCGCUAUGGUGGUCACCAUCUUGUCGAGAUCUCACGCAGACCGUAAUGUCUACCCAUCUGCGGGAGUGCUGUUUGUCCAUGUUCUGGAGAGAGAGUACUUCAAGGGAGAGUUUCCUCCCUAUCCAAAAUCAGGUGAUGCCAGCAACGACCCGAUCACUUUCAGCACCAACCUGAUGGGCUACCCCGACAGGCCGGGCUGGCUGCGCUACAUCCAGAGGACUCCACACAGCGACGGAGUGCUCUAUGGCUCUCCCACUGCAGAGCAUGUUGGCAAGGCCACCGUCAUAGAGAUUACAGCCUAUAACAGACGCACUUUCGAGACGGCGCGGCACAACUUGGUCAUAAACAUCAUGGCCACAGAAGAGUUCCCUCUGCCCUACCAGGCAGAGUUUUACAUCAAAAACAUGAACGUGGAGGAGAUGCUGGCCAGUGAGGUGCUGGGGGACUUCCUGGGGGCAGUGAAGAACGUAUGGCAGCCUGAGCGCCUCAACGCUAUCAACAUCACUUCAGCACUGGACCGUGGUGGCCGUGUUCCCCUGCCAAUCAACAACCUCAAGGAAGGAGUGUAUGUGAUGGUUGGUGCUGAUGUUCCCUUCUCGUCGUGCCUGCGGGAGGUGGAAAACCCACAUAACCAGCUACGCUGCAGUCAGGAGAUGGAGCCUGUCAUCAGCUGUGACAAGAAGUUCAGAGCUCAGUUUCACAUUGAUUGGUGUAAGAUUUCUCUGGUUGACAUCAACAAAGUGGUCCCAGUAUACGUUACCCGUCCCGAGCCAGGCAAUGGGAUCCUGCCUGAAUUUGGCGAAUACGACCCUCCCUCCGAGUCCCUGAAGACUAGGGACUACUUUUCAGACUUCCUUAUCACACUGGCUGUUCCUUCUGCUGUGGCACUAGUUCUCUUCUUCAUCCUCGGCUACACUAUGUGCUGCCGACGGGAAGGGGUGGAAAAAAGAAACAUGCAAACACCAGACAUCCAGCUGGUUCACCACAGCUCCAUCCAGAAGUCCAGCAAGGAGCUGCGGAGCAUGUCUAAGAAUCGGGAGAUCUCAUGGCCCCUCUCCACCCUGCCCGUCUUCAACCCAGUCAGCGGCGAGGUGGUGCCACCCAUCCACCCUGACAACUAUGAGACCACCAGCAUGCCUCUCAUGCAGACACAGACAAAUCUGCAAAACCAGAUUACAAUACCACAGCAACGGCCAUCAGGAGAUAAUUAUGUCAUGUCAACAUUCAGAAGGUUGGAGGUAAAUGGUAUUCCUGAGGAGAGAAAGGUGGCUGAAGCACUGAAUUUGUGACCAGAGACAUCUGUGUUGGAGAUGACUUUGGUUCUUUUUUUGUUUUUUCUAACAUUUGUGCCAAUCUGCAUGCCUCAGAAGUGUCUUUACAAAGAUUUAUUGUCCAUAUACACUUAAACCUUAAAGAGUGAGAACGUGGAAGAACAAAAGAGCUUAGCUGAUUAUUAAAAUACAUUACAGUAUUUUGAAAUAUUUAUGUAAAUGUUCAAACUAUGAUGUUUGUAUUUUCACAGAGGACCUCCUAGGGGAAAAGGGAGUUUUACAUGGAAAUGCUUUAGUUGUCAUGCAUUAUUAAUUGUAUGUUAAUGCAUCACAUAAAAAAUUCUUUCAAAAUAA
Molecule: messenger RNA, 1813 nt
Organism: Scatophagus argus
Lineage: Eukaryota; Metazoa; Chordata; Actinopteri; Scatophagidae
Gene: sgce
Product: sarcoglycan, epsilon
Exons: 12
Coding region: 149-1477 (442 amino acids)
Cellular component (GO): membrane; sarcoglycan complex
Molecular function (GO): calcium ion binding
Source: RefSeq, a predicted model, not a curated record